AGCUCGAAGAAGAAACCCGAAGGACUUCAAUGAGAUAAACUUUCCCAUUUUCAAACGUACAAUUCGUAAUUACAUAAAGUAUUCCUGACGAAAUGAGCAAAUUACUCAGAAUGGUCAUCCUCGGAGCGCCGGGAUCGGGAAAAGGGACGAUAUCCAGCAGAAUUGUCCGGGAUUUUGGGUUGAAACACCUGUCAAGUGGAGACAUACUCAGGGCACAGAUCCUCAAGAAAACCGAAAUCGGCCUUGCUGCGCAGUCUUACAUGAAAGGAGGGCAGCUGGUGCCUGAUGAUGUUAUGGUGAAACUCAUAUCCUCGGAACUAUCAGGGUUGAACGCCUCACCCUGGCUCCUGGAUGGCUUUCCACGCACACGUCCACAGGCUGAGGCUCUGCACAACAAUCAGAAGCUUGAUCUGGUCCUGAGCCUUGAAGUGCCUGACGAGGUCAUAGUGGACCGCAUCAAGGGCCGCUGGACCCACCUUGCUUCAGGAAGGAUCUAUCACACUGAGUUCAAUCCGCCCAAGGUUCUGGGCAAGGAUGAUGUUACAGGAGAACCCUUAGUUCAAAGGGAAGAUGACAAACCUGAGUCCGUGCGGCACCGCUUGGAGGUGUAUGCCACCAACACGAAGCCGCUGAAGAAAUUUUAUGAGGACCUGGGCAUCCUGCAAGUCUUCCAUGGAACAGAAUCCAACGAGAUCUGGCCUCGUGUGCACAAGUACAUGCAGAGGCACAUUCCGGCCAAGAGUGGCCCCUUUUAAGCUUGGAAGGAUGUCAGGAGACUUUCUGAGUCUCUCAAUACAACCUGAAGCUGCUGGUUAGCUGAACCACAGAGUGCUGUUACAUUAAUUCAAAUGUGCUUUGUUGUUGCUUCUUUGUUACUUCUUUUGAUUUUUGAUUAUUGAUUGCAGAUGAUGUGAUGUGUAAUAAAUAAAGUAAAUGCCAUUUCUCGAUGUUCAGAAGGAUUUUUGUUAAAGGGCAAAUGAGCAUUUUGACUAGGGCACACUAUGAUAAAUGAAAGAAUUGUUACAGCUGAUACCGUAAUGUAGAUUUAUAUUUUUGAUUCUUAGAAAUGGCAAUUCUAUUUUAUGCUACAUAUCUUUUCAUUUGUCAUAAAUGUUUGUUUUGUUUGUUGUUGUUCAGAUAUGUAUUUUGCAUGAGAAAUAGUCAUUCUGUUUUAUUUUUUAAGGGUCAUAUUGGUGCAUAUGCCUGGUGCUGCAAUUUUACUGUGUAAGGGCUAAGCUAUAUAUUUUGUGUCAUAAUGUAUUUUAUAGAAGUAUACAGUAUAUUUCUAUUAUUUUGGGCAAAUCUAUCACAAGACAUUAAACCCUUUUACUUUUUUAUA
Penaeus indicus is the source of this 1339-nucleotide messenger RNA. RefSeq names its product GTP:AMP phosphotransferase AK3, mitochondrial-like (gene Ak3). Gene Ontology annotation, cellular component: cytoplasm; mitochondrion. Gene Ontology annotation, molecular function: AMP kinase activity; ATP binding. Lineage: Eukaryota; Metazoa; Arthropoda; Malacostraca; Decapoda; Penaeidae. Bases 93 to 755 code for a protein of 220 amino acids. The record is from RefSeq and is a predicted model, not a curated record. The transcript is spliced from 4 exons. Gene Ontology annotation, biological process: nucleobase-containing compound metabolic process.